AUGAAGCUCUCUGCAGAUGUGCUUGAGAUCAUUGCUUGUGCCAUGCUAAUCCUUGUCAGCUUUGUGGGAAACACUUGUUUAUUUUAUUCUACAAGGAAGUGCAUCUCUGGAUGUUUGAAGACAUCAUUUCUUCUCAUUUUCAGUCUUGUAUUUGUCCACCUUAUAAAAAACUUGGUGGUCAAUGUCAUGAAAAUUGUGUAUUCUUCUGGUGUCGUGCUGGAUUCAGCUGGUUGCAAAGUUCUGCACUUCACUGCAGCCCUGACAACUUCACUGGCCAUCUGGUUCCUGUUACACUUUGCAUUGUUCUACCACCGGAAGCUCUACCACAUUGUCUACUGCUCCAGUGAGGCUGCAAACCUGGACCAACAGAAACAUUCCCUGAAGCGGGUCUCUGCACUUUGGGUGGCUGGUGUGGCAGUGUACAUCCCAGUUUUAAUUUAUACUAGAAAAUCAGAAUACCUGAACACAGGAAACUAUACAGACUCCUUGUCUACUAACAGGAUUUACAUGGAUUGCUUAAUUGGCUUUGGAAACAAGCAGGUAGAGUUUUACUAUGGGAAAAUAUUUUUAGUUCUGAUUGAUAUUCUUCCCUUAGCUAUCUUAGUCUUUGUCUGUUUCUGGAUGUCUUUCCUCCUCUCAGAGAAAAAGAAGAUGACAUAUGGUGACAUCUGGAUUGGAGAUGAUGAUUCAGAAACUGAAAUUCUUAGAGGGGCCAAGUUCAGUAUUUUAUUAAUGUUGCUGAUCACUCCACUUUGGAUUUCUCACUUUAUCUUAGUCUAUUUCUUGAAAGACUUGGCAGCCUAUGUCUUUAUUCCAGCUGUUCUCACAGCCCUCUCUUCAGGCUUCUCUGCUCUCAGUCCUUUCCUGCUUAUGUUGGUUAAUUAUAAAAUGAAGUUGGUGUCUUUCUGUAAUGCCAAGGAGGAAACACCCGCACCACAGUCUGUGAAUGUUACUCUUUCUCCAUAUGCUUAA
Messenger RNA from Marmota flaviventris (yellow-bellied marmot), 972 nucleotides. RefSeq lists its product as uncharacterized. Gene Ontology annotation, cellular component: membrane. The record is from RefSeq and is a predicted model, not a curated record. Lineage: Eukaryota; Metazoa; Chordata; Mammalia; Rodentia; Sciuridae.